UAAAGGGAUUUAAAUCAAGACGGCUUCAUCCUAGCACAGACCAGACCAGCGAUUGAAAGGACACCUUGGGGGGGAAAAAAAGAUUCAAAGGACAUGAAGUAUCUUAUUUUUCUUGCUCUGGUGGUCCAGGGCUUCGCGCAUUUAGAAAACCGACCUGGACAACGUGGUCCUGGUAAAGGCCAUGAGAAUCGGCCACCACCCGGUGCCCUUCCAAAUUCUCUCCCUAGCCGACCCCCAUUUAAUAUCUCCGAGGUGCCCCCAUCUCCACUUAACAUCUCGGAAAUGUCCCCAUCUCCACUCAAUAUCUCAGGACUACCUCCAUUUAAGAAUUCAUCUCACGAACGUGAUGAGCACCAUAUAAAUGAUUCUAAGCCACCUAAGGAAGGUAGUUUUAACAACAAUAAGAAGGGACAACUCCCUCCCCGUAGGCCCAUUAGGGCAGUCUUUGGUCCCGUGCCCCCUAAAUCAAGCAACCCCCCACCCCUUAAACAAGGGCAAAGUAACCCACCACCACUCAGAGAAAAACCCGAAGGAACCGCCAGACCAAACUUUCAGAGCAAUUUCGUUGCCGGCAACCGAGGGGAGAAGCCUAAACGGUUUUCUAGAGGAAUUCCUUCCGAUAAUGGUGGUCGAGUAUCGCCCACUGGUUUACCGAACAAUUCUGGAAAGCCUCUAAAAGACAAUGGAAGCAGACCACCGAAACCAGAAGACAUUCCACCCAGAGGAAGGCAACCUGGUGUCUCUCGUAGUCCACCUCAAGGAAAGCCAAGAAAAUGAGAGAAGAUCAGUAGACAAGAAGCCAUACUGAUUUUUGGAAUUCCCGUAACCACUCCUUGGUUGGUGAAGUUAUAGUGUCAAGUACAAAAUACAAACAUAAAAUCAAAUACAAAAUAAAGUGAUGAAAGAAAAAAAA
Molecule: messenger RNA, 913 nt
Organism: Spea bombifrons (plains spadefoot toad)
Lineage: Eukaryota; Metazoa; Chordata; Amphibia; Anura; Pelobatidae
Product: basic salivary proline-rich protein 4-like
Exons: 4
Coding region: 94-777 (227 amino acids)
Source: RefSeq, a predicted model, not a curated record